AUGGCUGGGAUCUGGGCUCUGGUGGUGUGUGCAUCAGUCGUGUGGUCGGCUGCGCCCGCUUUGUCCCUCAACUCAUCCAGGCCGUUCUUUCUGAUCUCAGGUCCAGAGGUGGUGCAUGCUGGGACACCCACUUUGCUGGCAGUCACUGUCCUUGCUGACUUCUCUGGCAGGGUGACGGCUGAGGUUGCCGGUGGCAACACCAAAGUGGCCCAGACAGAGGACUUCGCAGGAGGUUUAACCAGCGUCCUCACAAUCCCUCCUAUUCCUGGAACUGCCGCUGCAAAUUCCCCCUUGAACCUAACGGUGAGUUUCUACAGAGAGAACGACCUCGUUUUCACCAACACCACCACCCUCAGCUUCAGCCCCAGGAACGUCUCCACCUUCAUUCAAACGGACAGAUCGCGCUACCAACCGGGCGACAGCGUCAAAGUCAGAGUUGUGUCUGUGCGGUCGGAUAACCGUCCGUACAGAGGCAGGGUGGAUCUCUCUCUACAGGACCCCGGCGGGAACGUCGUCGACAGGUGGGAUUCCACUGGGAACGUGGGGAUUGUGCUGUGGGAAUUCAGCCUAUCCCACGCAGUCCCAAAUCCCGUCGGACAGUGGGUGAUAACGACCACCAUACAGGGCGUCAGUGACGCGAGAGCAUUCGCUGUGGAGCAUUACGAGCAUCCGCUCUUCGAAGUGCUGCUGAGGACCCCGUCCCGGGUCCUCGUUGGAGACGACAUAUCGGGAUCAGUGAGAGCCCUUUACCCGAGUGGGAAACCUGUGCAGGGAAACCUAACCGUGUCGCUCACUCUGGAGGCCGGGAUGCCCAAAACCUCAUUCAUGCCCACACAAACCACACCGAUCUAUGGGUCCACACGGUUUUUCUUCAGCAAGGAUCUGCUUCAAGGAGCCGGCAGCGUACGCGUUUCCGUCUGCGUUACCGACAAUUCCACAGGACUCCGAGUGAACAGAACGGUGCAGGUCCAACGCGCGAGCACCGCGUUCCGGCUCGCGUUCCACCACUCGCCGCAGACGCUGAAGCCGUCUCUGCUCUUCGUCGCGAAACUCAGGGUCUCCAGGUGCGACGGGAAGCCGCUCAGCGCGCAGGACGUGAAGCGCUCCGCGGCGAUUGAAGUCACCCAGAGAACGUCCACGGCGGCCGGCGAGCCGACGACUCUGACGCUUCCGGUGCCCGAGGACGGGAACGUCGACGUUCGGUUCGAGUUACGGGAUCAAAUAGAGAUGCUUUUCAUUCGGGCAAGAUUCCAGUCCAGUGAGGAGACUCUGACUGUCUACAACACCCAGUCCUCUCCCAGUGACUCCUAUAUUCAGAUUUCCCCAAUCAAUAACUCACAAGCACAGAUUGGAAUACCUCUUCAGAUGGAUGUGAUGAGCACCUUUCAACCAACUGAGAUGCACUUCGUGGUGAGCUCGAGAGGGCAAGUGUUGAGCGCCGGGACGACGACGACGUCCUCCUCUUUUUCUCUGACUCCGACGGUGUCCUGGUCCCCUGAGGCCUGCGUCACCGUCUACUGCAUCCUCUCUGACGGAGAGGUCGCCAUGGACACGGCGCACAUACCCAUCAACCAACGACACUACGGCUCUCUGAGCUGGAGCUCUGCCAGAGCUCAGCCGGGAGAACGGGCAUCGCUCACCGCGACAGCUCUGGAGGCGCCGUCCGUGCUGGGAGUCGUGGUGACGGGGGCGCAGGACGACGCUCCGCCCGCUGACCUUGACCUCAAAGUGGAGCAGGAAUGUAAUAUUAGGAUGCUGACCAAUGCCAGAAUAUAUCAGAAAAACAGGCCUGAUGGACCUACAAAUGACCUAGCUGACUUGAUGGUGGAGAAGUACUGGAGCCACUGGAUGGAUGCCGCUGAGCCCUUGCUAUGGUUCGACACUAGUGUGACUAAUCAAACGUGGACGAGUGGGAAAGUCACGGUGCCGGAUGGCGUUACGUCUUUGAGCGCUUUUGCACUGGUGAUGUCAGACAACCAGGGUCUGGGCUUCUCUGCUGUGCCACAGAAGCUGACCGUCUCCAAAGAUUUCUCCUUGUCUCUGGAUGUCCCACCGUAUCUCAUCAGAGGAGAGGAGAUUGUGCUGGAGGUGAACAUCAUCAACCAUCUAGAGCACGACAUAGAGGUCAUUGUGCUGCUGGCACAGAGUGAGGCCUUCGAGUAUGUUUUCAAACGGGAUGCCUUUGGGAGUCGUUCUCUCACCGUAGGGAGUCAUUCUGCUGCUCCAGCGCUGUUCCCUAUAAGGCCCGUGGUUCUGGGCCAGAUGGACGUAUGCGUGGAGGCCGUGUCCGCCCAGGCCUCAGACACACUUGUUUGGAGGCUGCUUGUGAAGCCGGAGGGAGUUGAACAGUCCUUCUCAGACACUCUGUUUCUGGAGAUGGCACCAACGAAAUACAACAGUUCCAGAUCCGUCUCCUUCUCCUUUCCACCAGAUGUGGUAGCGGGCAGCCAGAGGGCCCAUGUGGCAUUGGUCGGUGAUAUCUUGGGCAUGUCCAUCAGACACCUGGACUCGCUGAUUCAGAAGCCCGUUGGCUGUGGGGAGCAGGUCAUGCUCCACUUUGCUCCGUGUAUUUAUGUUCUCCAGUACCUGGACAAAUCAACUGCGGACAAUCAAGAGAUCCGGAGCACAGCUCUGGGCUACAUGAUGGAAGGAUAUCAAAGACAACUGUCCUUCCAACGAGAUGAUGGUUCGUUCAGCGCUUUCGGAGCCAGCGACACCUCCGGUAGCACAUGGUUGACGGCCUUCGUGCUGAGGUGCUUCCUCCAGGCUCAGCCCUACAUGCAGGUUGACCCGAGUGUCCUGUCCAGAGCCGUGACUUGGCUCUUGAAACGGCAGGGGCCCCGGGGUGAGUUUGUGGAGGUGGGCAGGUUGAUCUCCACAGAGAUGCAACGAGGACUGGAUAAUAGCUCGGUGGGACUCACUGCCUACGUGCUGAUGGCGCUGCUGGAGGACAACAGCCUCGCGGACAUGUACCCAGGUAACGUGUCCCUGGCUCAGCGGUACCUGGAGAACAAAGUGUCCAGUGGAGCGAUCGUCAGUAACUACAGCUUGUGCCUGGUGGCCUACGCUUUAGCUAUGGCCAAAAGCAAUGUGGCCGACACUGCCCUGGGUGAGCUCAACAGGAGAGCUGACCACAGAGACGGAGUCAUGACGUGGGGAUCCUCGGCCGGCCUGGGGUCACCCGACUGGCAGCCGCGCUCGGCCCAGAUCGAGAUGACCUCCUACGUGCUGCUGGCGCUCUACAGGCGCGGCAGCUUUGUGGACGGCAUUGAAAUGUUGAAAUGGUUGAGCGUGCAGAGGAACCAUUUGGGAGGCUACGGCACGACACAGGACACGGUGGUCGCCCUCCAAGCCCUGGCCGUUUACGCCGCCUUCAGCGGCGCCAUCGCCAUCGACCUCAGGCUCAACAUAUCUGCCCCAGCGUCUUUGUUCGAGUCACUCUUUAGCAUUAACUCCACCACCUAUCUGACGUUAAUGAGCAGAGAGAUCAGUUUUGACAAAGAUCUAAAUCUAAAUAUAUACAUGGAGGGAAGAGGAUUUGCAAUAUUUCAGAUGAACAUCUUUUACAACUUGGAGAGCAAAGCUUUUUCACGGGACCCGAAGCCCCGCCAGGACGAGGAGGCAUUCUCAUUAACUGUUGAGGUUACUGGGGAAGUAGACCUCAAUCACAUGCUGUUGUCUAUAUGCACGGCGUUAAAGGGGAAUCAGGUGAUACCUCAUACGGGGAUGGUUAUAGUGGACGUGGGCAUGCUCAGUGGUUUCAGUCUCUCUCCUGAAGCUGCUGCCUCCACGGAUCUUAUCAGAAAUGUGGAGAUACUUGCUGAUAAAGUCAGCCUGUACCUAGAUUCACUCAACAAGUCCGAGGUUUGUAUCAGACUGCCGGUGACCAGAGACUACAAAGUGGCCCACGUGCAGGAUGCCGUGGUGCAGGUUUACGACUACUACGAGCCCGCGAGAAAGGCGACGAGAACGUACAACUCGGACGCGCUGCGCAGCACGACCCCCUGCUUCUUCUGUGGUGAUAACUGCGAGCGCUGUGGGCCGGGCUUCACCAUCGCUUUGUCAUCACUGUUUUCUCCCUCUGAAACCAGCGCAACCCACAGCGUUGUUUCCAUAUUUCUUGGAGUUGCUGCUUUUUUUGCGGUGCAGUGAAUUAUAGUGAAGAUAUAAUGAUAUAAUAAAAUUAGCACACAUGGAAUUGUUAUAUUUUAGAAAUCUAUUUUCUUUGCUUAGAGCACAUGCCUUCUACUGCUUGUGAACUGUUUUGUACACAAUAUGAAAUGUAGGAAAAUGCUUUGAAACUAUUCUGUCAAAUUUCAUUCAUUUAAUUGUAAUUUUUAGUUCCGAAUAACAAUAAAAAAAACACGGUAGAAA
Pungitius pungitius (ninespine stickleback) is the source of this 4374-nucleotide messenger RNA. It is a transcript of the gene cd109, whose product is annotated as CD109 molecule. Gene Ontology annotation, molecular function: endopeptidase inhibitor activity. Gene Ontology annotation, cellular component: extracellular region. The transcript is spliced from 32 exons. Lineage: Eukaryota; Metazoa; Chordata; Actinopteri; Perciformes; Gasterosteidae. The coding region runs from base 1 to 4152 and encodes 1383 amino acids. The record is from RefSeq and is a predicted model, not a curated record.